Messenger RNA from Drepanopeziza brunnea f. sp. 'multigermtubi' MB_m1, 981 nucleotides. RefSeq lists its product as uncharacterized. The record is from RefSeq and is a predicted model, not a curated record. Lineage: Eukaryota; Fungi; Ascomycota; Leotiomycetes; Helotiales; Drepanopezizaceae.
AUGCCUUCCGUCGGCCCCCAAUUACCGCCUCAUCUCGCAAAGCGCAAGCGCUCGACUGACGACGACGAGAUUCCCACCUCACCACCCCGCAAAGUUCAAGCAGCAACAGCUCCCCCUCCACGAACCCUAGGACCGACCCUCCCACCUACUGCCAACCCGGACGAACUCGACCUCGACGACAGCUCAGAAGACGAAUACGGCCCCUCGGUACCCGAACCAGAAAGCACAAUACAGCCCAUACCCUCUCCAGCCCCAAAAAGACGAGUCCUUGGCCCGGCGCCCCCUCCAGCAAACCUCGCAGAGCGCCCCUCGUACCCCGCCGACGACUCCUCCUCGGACUCCGACGAUGACUUUGGUCCUUCCCUGCCACCCGCACCUGGUUCCGCAGCCGAGGCUGCCAUGUUCGCGCAGCAGAAGGAAGAUGCAGAUCGCUCAGCAGUAGCGGCAGCGUCAGCCAAGCCUCAGCGAGCGGAGUGGAUGUUGGCACCACCCACAGACGCCGACAUGAGCGGCCGCGUCGACCCAACGAAACUCAAGAACCGCAAAUUCGCAUCCGGUAAAGGCGCCAAAGCCCCAGCUGAGAAGAGCGGUAUCAGCGCCAUCUGGACCGAGACACCGGAGGAGAAGCGCCAGCGAUUAGAAGAUGAGGUUCUGGGGAGGAAAGAUGCGGCUACCGGUAGCCGGGGGGGAGGCAUCAAGAAGGAGAUUAGUCGAGAAUUGGAGAAGGAGGAGAUUGCUACGGCGAAGCGGAUUGCGGAGUACAACGAAAAGAACCGGGGAAGGAGCUUGUACGAGGAGAGGGAGAAGGCGAAGGAGAGUAAGGGAGAGAAGGUCGAGGAGGACGAUGAUCCAAGUAAGAGGGGAUUCGAUCGUGAGAAGGAUAUGGCGCUGGGUGGACGGUUGGGUCAUGGACAGAAGAGAGAGAUGUUAGCCAAGGCGGCGGACUUUGGAUCCAGAUUCCAAAAGGGGAGAUAUCUGUGA